Cladophialophora carrionii CBS 160.54 is the source of this 1512-nucleotide messenger RNA. RefSeq lists its product as uncharacterized. Lineage: Eukaryota; Fungi; Ascomycota; Eurotiomycetes; Chaetothyriales; Herpotrichiellaceae. The record is from RefSeq and is a predicted model, not a curated record. The coding region runs from base 1 to 1512 and encodes 503 amino acids. The transcript has a single exon.
AUGGAGGACUUUUCCCAAUCCCGCGGCGACGACGACCUUUUCGACGACGAAAUCAUCCCCAUUGAGAACCCCCCCUCGCCGGACACCGUCGCUACCCAGCUCGACCAGGUCUCACUUGAGCCUGCGUUGGUGCCUCCCCCGAUAGAAGCCGUCGCUGCAGCUGUUCCUGCUCUGCAAGCCGCAAAUCCGCCCGCCGUAACCUCAUUCGCGAAUGAUGCUCCCAGUUCGGGCUACAGGCAGAAACCAAGAGGACGAGGUGUCGGACAACAAGCCGGACGGGCGGGAGGCGGCGGCGGUGGUGGUGGUGGAGGACCCAGGAAGCCACCACCCACCACCACCACCCCCACCACUGCUGCGGCUGCUGGGUUGGAAGAUUCGAAGUGGGCAACACCGAAAACAGUAGACUCUGAUAGAUCGACCACACGAGCAGCAGCAGCAACAGCAGCGGCGAGUAAGGCGGGGAAAGUAACGGUGCGACCUCAAGAGCCCGCACAGCCAGAGAUGACGAUAGAGACUGAACCUACGGCACGGCCUCAGCAGUCCGCAGCAGCAGAUGAGGCCGCGGUUGCACAACAACCCAACACCAAAACUCCCGCCGUCCGCGGCGAUCGCACACUGACAGGCGGUAUCGCGCGGCCGAAACUCACCGAAGAAGAACUCAGCGCGAAACUCGCGGCCGCCAAAGAACGCUCACAGACCGUGGCGGCCGCGCAUGCGCGCGCGCAAGCCGACGCCGCGAGUUUCCAGGAGAGAGAACGCAUGGCGACGGAGAAGAGGGCCGUCGAGCGCAAAGAGCGGCGCGUCAUGGAAGGGGAGCGCGAGAAGAACCGGCUGAGAAAGCUGGGGAACAGGGAGGGCCGGGAGUGGGAUCGAGAUAAAGAGGAUGUGACGAUGACGAUGACGACGACGAUGAUGAAUAAGAAUAAUGCCGAGGGGUUUAACGCACGAGGCGGACGGGGCGGACGUAGAGGCCCACGCGGAGGAGGAGGUGGUGGGUAUACUGAGUACGGCGGCGGCGGCGGCGGCGGCGGACGGGGGUUUACAGCGGCGGCGGCGGAGGACAACCACGACGACGAUGAUCUCAGGCAGUAUGAGUGGCGUGAUGAUGAUCGGUCAAGAGCAAGGGGAAGAGGGAGAGGUGGCGGCGGCAGCAGAGGACGAGGGCGCGGCGGAGGCAGAGACAGAGGCGGCGGUGGCUCCGGCCCGUCGUGGGAUCAUCAUCAGCAGCAGCCCAAUACCUCCGCCGAAGCUGAAUUUCCCGCUCUCCCUUCUGGCGCGGGCUCGGGCUCGGGCUCGGCGUCCAAACCACCGCAACCGCAACCGCAGAAACAGCACACAGACACAAGCACAAACACAAACUUGGACACGGACACUAAGCCACCUGCAAAGGAGACUCAUAAACCAAGCCCGCGCCGGUGGGAUUCAGCUGGCGGUGGAGGAACAUGGGCAGAUCAGGUCGAGUCCAGCGAGCUGAACGCCGAGAAUGGGGACAAGCCCAAGACCUCCUGGUAG